GCCAAUAAUAAUUAAACGAAGCCAAUUAUAUUAAAACAAACUUCAGCAAAAUGGGUGCAAGAGAAGACGAAUACGAUUAUCUGUUCAAAGUUGUCCUUAUCGGUGACUCGGGUGUUGGCAAAAGUAAUUUGCUUUCACGUUUCACGCGCAAUGAAUUCAAUUUGGAGUCCAAGUCGACAAUUGGUGUGGAGUUUGCAACGCGCAGCAUAGAGGUCGAUGGUAAGACUAUCAAAGCGCAAAUCUGGGAUACGGCUGGCCAGGAGCGCUAUCGCGCCAUUACCUCUGCCUACUAUCGCGGUGCUGUUGGAGCUCUGCUGGUCUAUGACAUUGCCAAGCAUUUGACGUACGAGAAUGUGGAGCGAUGGCUGCGUGAGCUGCGCGAUCAUGCCGAUCAGAACAUUGUCAUAAUGCUGGUGGGCAAUAAGUCCGAUUUGCGACACUUGCGAUCGGUGCCAACGGACGAGGCGAAACUUUUUGCCGAGCGAAAUGGCUUGAGUUUCAUAGAAACAUCGGCCCUCGACUCGACGAACGUUGAAACGGCAUUCCAGAAUAUACUCACAGAGAUCUAUCGUAUUGUGUCGCAGAAACAAAUCAGAGAUCCGCCGGAAGGCGAUGUCAUUCGUCCGUCGAACGUGGAGCCCAUCGACGUUAAGCCGACUGUCACAGCUGAUGUACGUAAGCAGUGCUGUCAGUGACCGCCCCAAGCAACACCACCCACAACCGCCAGAACAGAAACAUUAACAAAAGCAACAACAAUUACAACUACAACUACAAAAACAGCAGAAGCAGCAGCAGCAGCGGAAACAGCAAUAAGAGGUGAACAGCAUAGGAAGAUAUGGAUUGGAUAGGAUAUGUCGUUCAGCCACAGCAACUAGCAGUUUGUCAUAUAAGCAUAAAAUGAUAAUUCAAAUCACCAACACCAAGAAAAAACAACAACACCAACAUCCGGCUGUAGUUAACUGCGGUUUAAACUGAAGUUUUAUAUAUAUAUAUAUAAAUAUCGCAUAAAACGAUCCAAUCAUCGUCGAUGCAUGAAAAAAACGGAUAAGAAAAGAAGAAAAACUAAACACUCCAAAAUUCAGUUUAAGCUGUAGAACUAUAAUUUAUAAAAAUAUACAUAUAUGCUAAUAUUAAAAAUAUUAAUAUUAUUAAUUUUUCGCAACAUAAAUACAUAGUUGUAAUUUUUCGAAAAAGAAGAACAAAAUCUUCGAUUGAAUGUUCAAAAAAUCAGAAAAUAAUUUCCCCAGCACUGCAGCUCGGCCUGGCACUAGUUUAUUGCCGAUAUUUUAGCCCUCCCCCCCCAACACCCAUCUGAAAUCAAUUGCAGAACUAAUUACUUUAACUUUUCAGUUUUCACAAUACAUUUCAAUAAUUGGCCUAUAUAAAAGCAACUUUUCAAAACUAGCUGAUAAACGAAACAUAAAAACAGUUGUAAAACUUUAAAUGCAUAAA
Molecule: messenger RNA, 1452 nt
Organism: Drosophila miranda
Lineage: Eukaryota; Metazoa; Arthropoda; Insecta; Diptera; Drosophilidae
Gene: Rab11
Product: ras-related protein Rab-11A
Exons: 4
Coding region: 51-695 (214 amino acids)
Biological process (GO): exocytosis
Cellular component (GO): recycling endosome
Molecular function (GO): GTPase activity; GTP binding
Source: RefSeq, a predicted model, not a curated record